Bemisia tabaci is the source of this 2657-nucleotide messenger RNA. It is a transcript of the gene Mitofilin, whose product is annotated as inner membrane mitochondrial protein mitofilin. Lineage: Eukaryota; Metazoa; Arthropoda; Insecta; Hemiptera; Aleyrodidae. The record is from RefSeq and is a predicted model, not a curated record. Gene Ontology annotation, cellular component: MICOS complex. Gene Ontology annotation, biological process: cristae formation.
CCCUUCCGCCCCUCGCUCCUUUUCCUUCGAAAACUCACCUUGCUAUGACAGCCCUUGUUGUGAUUUGCUCUCAAUAAUUUUAAUCGUGACAGGAUAACAAAUCCUACUUUAGCAGAACUAUUUAUGGUUUUUUGAAGCUGUAUUUAAGUGGUCCAACCCUGAAAUCAUAGUGAACUGUGCGCAAUAAGCUUUCCUUCGCAACCCACCAACAACCGCACUAUGAGCCCCUUAUCACUAAUUUAAUAUUAUCUGUUCCUUCCUUCCAUCUCAAGCUAUUAAUUAUUUAAGCUUUGUGUAUUAAGUGCAUUCCACUUUAGUUUUCAAGUCAACAUGUAUCGUUUGGGUCUCUGCCUUUCCAGUCAUCAAUUGGAGCAUCUCUCCAAAAGACAUUUACAUGUUCCUGCUAAAGUACACGCAAAUAUUUGUCAAUCUCGCAAGGGCAACUUGGUCAUUCAAUCCGUUCGCACUGCGAGCAGUGCUCCUCAAAAGAAGGGUGGUCGUUUUCUGUUCUACACAAUCAGCCUUGCUACUUUAGGCACAGGCGGUGUAAUUUUGUAUGCCCAGUAUGAUCCUGAAUUCCGAUCUUGGCUUGACGGAAAUGUUCCUGGUAGCGAUAAGUUCAUCAAAGUUGUCAUGCAAGAGGAAAAAUCUAUCAUAGAUUCUACCACAGAUUAUCUUUCAGACAUCAAAGACCAAACCAUCACAAGUGUCUAUAAUUUGGCUGGCUUUGGAGAGUCCUCAGAAAACAAAGGAGAUGCAGGCUCGCCCAAAGGGAGUGGAGAUUCAAAACCUCUCUUGUCUGCAAAAGAAGAUUCAAAGGUAUCUGACAAGAGUCAAGAAAAACCGUCCAAAGUCCAAGACCACUCGAUCAGCAAGCAAAACAAAGAUGACAAGCGAUCAGAUAUUCAGCCUCAAACUUUAACAUCAUUUGAAAUCGAAUUGAAUCGAUCGAAAAGAGAUGCAAUCAAAGCCUAUGCAGACUCAGUUCAGGCUGUCAAAGAACACUACGAUGCUGUUUACCAGCUGGUUGAAGCCUCCGUUUCAGAGAGCUCUCCCAAACUUUGGAAUACAAUAAAGCAGAUUACAGAUCAGAAAGAAAGAAAGUUAAAGAUUGCUCAGGAGAAUGCUCAAACCGCCAGGCAAAAACUAAACAAAUUAAAAGAACUAGCGGAAUCAUCAAAGAUCGAUGGUAACAAAGACGCCUUAGCAGCUGCCAAACUUAAUGUUAAGAGAGCUUUAGAAGAAGUUGAAAAAUCAAAAAAACUUGCGGAAAAAGAACUACAAUCUGCCUCUGUCUCUGAUAAGUACUGGAAAAAAGUGGAAGAGGCCCGCACCUAUUUUGCUGAAGAGCUGAGAGCCUUGUUUCCCGAUAUUGAGGUAUCAUCUAAUGAAAUAGUACUUGAAGAAGAUGAAUUUGACCUUUUCUUGUUCAGUGCUUAUCAAAAAGUGCUUCAUUAUCAGAAGGAAUUGGUGAAAUUGGAGACAAUAGGGGCAGAAAAACUGCGGAAAGCAAUUGAAAAUUUGAAUGCAGGGGAUUCUGUAGACAUAAGGGCUGCCAUUGAAUACGGAGUAGACUUGGAACGACGAAGACUACAAGAAGAACUGCAAGAUAAAUUGUUGGAAGGGCAAAUAGAAUUGGACCUCGAGCUUCGAAGGCAACUGCAGUAUCUGACGGAAGCUCAUCAUGAUCACUUAACAGCAGCAUUGGAGUUGAAAGAGAAGGAAAUGAGCCGGAAGGUAUCAAGAGAAAUUGAUGAAAGAGUGUCCGCUGAGAAAGAGAAAUAUAAAGCAUCUUUGGCAGGAAUGGUUGGUCGCAUGAAAGGACUAACUGAAGCCUUUGAAAAGAGAGUAGAGCAAGACAAAUUAGCACGUCAGAGUUUGUCACUUUGGAGUGCCUGUCAGUCGUUGUUAACUGCUGUUAACGCCUGGUCCCCAGAUGUUCCAUGGUCCGAGCAACUGAAGCCCCUCAAAUCCGAAGUUGAAGCCAUCGUCAAAGCAGGAGCUAAAGAUGAGUUGGUAGAAGCUAUUGUGAAGGCUAUUCCUGAGGAGGCUCUUUCAAGAGGUGUCUAUCCAGAAAAUGCUCUGAAGCAACGGUUUUUCAAGGUUGAGCAAGCAGCUUAUCGUGUUGCAAUCGUCCCUGAAGGAGGAGCCUCUCUUAGUUACUUAUUCUUAUCGUUCCUUCAAAGUUUCUUUAUCAUUCGGGCCUCAAACCCUAUUCCUGCUAGCGAGCUAGCUGAUCAGCCCAUUGAUGUCUCAGCUCUAGACAAUUAUGAUAUUUUACAAAGAGCCAGGUAUUGGCUCGACAGGGGAGAUUUAGCUCAAACAUUAAAAUACAUGAAUCUGCUUCAAGGUGGGUCAAGAGCGAUCGCCAGUGAUUGGAUGAAUGAAGUGCGACUGCUACUAGAAACAAAACAGGCAGCCCAAACUCUAGUUUUCCAUUCAACAUCAAAUGGACUAAUUUACUCCUAGGUUUGUUCAAAACAUGGCAGUAAGUUUUAAACUCACCGUUCAGUUUGAUCAUCGUUGAAUAGUCACGUAACUGUAAACAUGUAUAUCUGUAUCUAUUGUUGAAUCGUUUUUACCCAAUUUGUUGGCGACUUUCGUCAUCGGUGAUAUUGAGCUGUUAAAUAGCUAAUAAAUUGUACAUGUUCCCUUAA